UUUUCAGAAUAUUCGAAUCUGGGAGAAGGGAGAUUUCAUGUUAAACCAGAAUGAGCAAAUUGGUUUAAAAUAGGACAUCCACUAUAACAGAUGAGCAAAAUCGCUUAUGCAUUUUUUGCCAAUUCUCCCGACCCGCACAUGAAGAUAUGCAACAAUUCGAAUUAUUUCCGGCGAUGCUCAUUUAUUUUCCUCGCCUAUCGUACGCAUAAAAAUUGAACUGGAUCGGACGAGGAUUGUCACCCCGAUCGGUGCCUCUCUGCUAUGUCUCCCCCGGAUCGGUCGAUUGGACAGCCAUAGAGCGCAGCGAGUGAUCACCUUAGCAUGACUCAGGCGAUCAUGGAGAAAUUUGAAAUUGUCUGCAGCGGGUUCAUUUUUAAUGUGGGUGCUCAAUCGUUAACUUAUUUGAGGCUAAAGAUUGUAAUGUGAACAUUUUUUUUCGAUCAAGCAAUAUUUAUACAAUUUUCACACUCGAGAAUACAAGAGCAAUCCGCCUGCAACGUGACUGAUUCGUUUUCGUAUCAAACGGAUACCUCCAAAUCAUACAGCAGUAAAUAUUAAGCCACCCUACUAGGUCCACCAGGCACUUCCAGCUGACGGGCGCACGGGUGAAGGGAAGCGAAGAUGAGCUCGCUUUCUUUUCGCGCCCGAUGGGCUGCCGCUUGAUCCGCAAUCGCACAGUUCACCGCACUCAGAAUCAGCGAAUGUGGUUUAGUAGCCGUUGGCCACGCGCCGAGAUUAGAUCGAACUUGAAGAAGAUCCGCGUGUUUAGUAAAUACACCGUUAAACAGCGCGGACCGAAGAAAAGGUUGCCGUUGACCUACCAGCAGCGUUGGCAGUGAUAAAACCGAUCCCGUGAAGUGAAGAUAAGGGAAAAAUGGUCUAAGCUGAUUGUAAAGACCCGAUUUUUGAAUGUUUCCAGUUGUUCUAGUCGUGGUUUUCGUAGCGGAACCAAUCGUGCUCAAGCAGGCGAAAGUGUGACAAAAAUACAAUUAUUAUUGUGAAUUAUUGAUCCGUUAAAGCGAACGAAAGUUAAAAAGAAUUACAGAAAUCGAAAAUGAAGCCUCUAGGUUUAAUGCAUCUGUUGGUUAUUUGCAUCCUGACCGGGAUGAUCAAUGCAAAAACGACCUAUGACACCCAUACCCAACCCGCGCCACGACAGCAACCCACCCAACGCAAUCCAUUUCUUCAAUGGUUAGCGAGUUUAAUUGGAACCACUACAACAACCCAAGCCCCACCCCUGAAUCCGCCAAACAACUGUACCGAAUGUAAAUGCGGACGAAUCAACCAGGCAACGCGAAUAGUGGGCGGAACGGAAACUCGCGUCAACCAGUACCCGUGGAUGGCCAUACUCCAGUACGGUGGUACGUUCUACUGUGGCGGUUCGUUGAUUUCCGACCGCCACGUGCUAACUGCGGCUCAUUGCGUACACGGAUUUAAUCCGGCCAAGAUCAGUGUCGUACUGCUGGAACACGAUCGUUCGAAUACGAUGGAAGCUAGAACCAUUACCAGUAAGGUGGAGCGUGUGAUCAAACACAACGGAUACAAUCCGAGCAACUACAACAGUGACAUCGCGAUUCUGAAGCUGGAUCAGAUGCUGAAGUUCGACGAAAGGUUGCGACCCGUUUGUUUACCUACGGCGAAGAAAUCAUUCACUGGAUAUGAUGGAAUCGUGACAGGUUGGGGAGCUACUGCGGAGAAUGGCGCGAUAUCUGUUACCUUGCAGGAGGUUAUUGUGCCGAUCAUGUCCAAUACCGAUUGUCGGAAGAGUGGUUACGGUGAGAAGCGGAUAACAGAUAAUAUGCUUUGUGCGGGAUUCCCUGAAGGGAACAAGGACUCGUGCCAGGGUGAUAGUGGGGGACCACUACAUGUGAUGAACAAGGAAAAGACAAUGGAAAACAUAUAUCAAAAUGCUGGCAUUGUCUCUUGGGGUGAAGGAUGCGCUAAACCAAACUAUCCGGGAGUGUAUACAAGGGUGAAUCGAUUCCGGACCUGGAUAAUGGCCAAUACAGUUGAUGGGUGUUUCUGUUCCGAGGACUAUCCGAACUACACACCUGGAACUGUUGGAGCUUGGUGGCUGAUUAAUCAUGCUAUAACUCAUUACAUUUCAUCGAGAUAUGAACAGAUAAAUCAUCACAUCCACAUGCUUAGCUUCCGCACGAAUCUUUUCUUUUCCUUACAGGUAAUCCAAGAACCAGAGGAAGCAGUCCCAGCAAAUAAAGGAAACCCCUUUCUGGAAUGGCUGGAGGUACUAACCGGAAUUCAACGACCAGGGCCUCCUCUAAAACCAGCUGAGAAUUGCACCGAGUGCAAAUGCGGCCGUACCAACCAGGUUAACCGCAUCGUCGGUGGAAUGGAAACCCGAGUAAAUCAGUAUCCCUGGAUGGCGAUCCUCAAGUAUGGUGAUUCUUUCUACUGCGGCGGUACACUGAUUUCGGAUCGGCACGUCAUGACCGCAGCGCAUUGUGUUCACGGAUUCAACAAGCAAAGGAUUAGUGUCACCCUGCUGGAUCAUGAUCGGUCCUCAAGCACGGAGACGGAAACCAUCACGUCCAAGGUGGAUAAGAUCUACAAACACAGUGGCUAUAGCCCUUUCAACUAUGACAAUGACAUCGCUAUACUGCGGCUGGAAACCAUUAUGCAGAUGAACGACAAACUGCGUCCGGUGUGCCAACCCAGCUCCGGCGAAUCUUUCGCUGGAUAUGAUGGUAUCGUGACCGGUUGGGGAACGACCACGCAAGGCGGUGAUGUUUCACCUACCCUGCAAGAAGUGUCCGUGCCGAUUCUGUCCAACGAAGAAUGCAGAAAAUCAGCUUACGGCGAAAAACGUAUCACCGAUAAUAUGCUGUGUGCUGCCGUUCCUGAGGGAGGAAUGGAUUCCUGCCAAGGGGACAGUGGUGGACCGCUGCAUAUCAUCAGCAAAGAGAUGGAAUCGGAGAGUAUCCACCAGCUGGCGGGUGUAGUUUCCUGGGGUGAGGGCUGUGCCAAACCGGAUCAUCCGGGGGUGUAUACCCGGGUUAAUCGAUACGAGGGAUGGAUACGGAACAAUACUAUUGAUGGGUGUUACUGUACCCAGUAGGAUUGGAAUGGUCGAAAAAGUAAGCACCCUAAUAAAAAUAAAUUAUACACGAACUUUAACACAUAUAGUGCAACGGUUCCACAUAUUGUUUGGAUGAUACCCUGAACAGGUCGUUAGGCUCUUGAAUCAUACGACGUUUACUGGGACAUCUCUUCGACGAAACUUGUGUUCAAUAAAUUUUAGAAAAUGCGGCUGGAUAGAAUUUUGUUUAGCGAGUCGGUCGAUAUCAUUUAUGCACGCAUUUAAAAACCACUAACUUGUUAACAAAAUCGAUCAACUAAAGUACUGACAUUUUAAUGUUAGAAUGUUAUAUUUAGAUUAGGUAUAAGCGAACACUUAACCAUUCCUCAAAAUCUAAUCAUUGAGAGGCAAUGUGCAAUAUUUUACUGUUAUUCACUUAUUCAUGUCUACAUCCU
Topomyia yanbarensis is the source of this 3492-nucleotide messenger RNA. RefSeq names its product transmembrane protease serine 9-like. Gene Ontology annotation, biological process: proteolysis. Gene Ontology annotation, molecular function: serine-type endopeptidase activity. The transcript has 7 exons. Lineage: Eukaryota; Metazoa; Arthropoda; Insecta; Diptera; Culicidae. Bases 1055 to 3076 code for a protein of 673 amino acids. The record is from RefSeq and is a predicted model, not a curated record.